Molecule: messenger RNA, 2283 nt
Organism: Lepisosteus oculatus (spotted gar)
Lineage: Eukaryota; Metazoa; Chordata; Actinopteri; Semionotiformes; Lepisosteidae
Gene: rbm38
Product: RNA binding motif protein 38
Biological process (GO): regulation of RNA splicing
Cellular component (GO): cytosol; nucleus
Molecular function (GO): mRNA 3'-UTR binding
Source: RefSeq, a predicted model, not a curated record
GAGGUUUGUCAAGUGGUAAAUGAAGGAAGCCACCUGCGAAGUGUAAACUUACAUUAAGGCGGCAGCGUCUUACCCUCUCAUAGAAAGAUAAAAAUAUACACGGAAUAAAAACCUAUACAGGGGAGACACAGACCGGACACGGAGUCUAAAAAUAUUCUACUCUACCUCUGGAUUCUUCCUCUUAUUUUUUAAUGUUUUAAAGUGCAACCCCCGUUGCUUAUAUGUGUUGCAUUUCUUGUGCUACUAGGAAUCAUCGUCCUAAGUGUUGUUAAUAUCUUCAUAUUUAUUUAAUGCUUUUGCACCAGUUCGUGAACGGGUCUCUGGAAGCUAUGCAUCCAACAAUUCAAAAGGACACUACUUUUACAAAGAUCUUCGUGGGCGGCUUACCGUAUCACACCAACGACGCGUCUCUGAGAAAAUACUUCGAGGUGUUUGGGGACAUUGAAGAAGCUGUGGUCAUAACGGACAGGCAGACGGGGAAAUCGCGGGGUUACGGCUUUGUGACAAUGACGGAGCGGGGAGCCGCCGAGCGAGCCUGCAAAGACCCCAACCCCAUCAUCGAUGGCCGAAAGGCUAAUGUCAACCUGGCCUACCUGGGGGCCAAGCCUCGCAGCCUGCAGGCAGGUUUUACCAUCGGUGUUCAGCAGAUCCACCCAUCUCUAAUCCAGCGACAGUAUGGGCUGACCCAACAAUAUGUGUACCCCCAGGCCUUCGUUCAGCCGGGGCUGGUGAUCCCUACCCAGGUGUCUUCUGUAGGUUCGCCCUACCUGGACUACAGCGCCGCCUACACCCAGUACGCCUCGGCUGCCUUCGAGCAGUAUCCCUACGCCGCCUCGCCCAGCUUCCUGGGGUACGGGUAUCCCCCCACCCCAGCCUCGACCCCCGCCGCAGUCCAGCAGCCCCUCUCCACGGCAGCUGCCCCCUCUGCCGCCUUCAUCCAGUACCCCCCCCAGCAGGUGCACCCCGACCGCAUGCAGUGAGAUGCUGUGGGGGGGGUUUAAGAUGGGGGGGGGCCGUGCACUGCUGGGCCUGGGGGGGGGAGGGGGGGACUGGUGACUCAGUCAAUUGCACUAUGACAUGAUGCAACACCACACACCAGGAUGAAGUUCUGUGACUGAAGGACACGAUCGCAUCAAGGGCUUCCACAAACACAUUUUGGACAUUGAUUGCCACUAUCCUUGUCGUUUCUGUUUUUGCAAACAAUGGAAACCUGACCCGUGUCUGUUGCCAAACGCGGUCCUGAUCUGAGCGACGAGCGUCCCGAGUUGCUGAUGAUUUGGCAAAAGAGGAGAACCUGCAGCCUGCUUUCACCGCGCCGGGGGGAGGGAGGGGUGAUGGUCCGGCUCAGGACCAGCUAGACUGGGCUGUACAGGCCGCUCCAGCGCGGGCGGGUGAAGAGACCCCCGUCCGCCGAGGAGGGAGCUCGCGUGCGCCCGCGGAGGGGUCGAGCGUUUCGGUGUCAUCAAGGCGCCGCUGCGUGGCUCGCGCCCUCGGAGAGAGCCGUUCAGUCAGGCCGUGAAUUUACAAGUUUACCGUCUCCUAAAAGGGACAGCAGACUGCUUUCAUUCAGUCUGAGAGGUACGAGGUGAGACUUCAAUCUUUUUGAAAUUAUAAUUGUCCAAAAAAAAAAAGGCAGGAAUACUUUUUUAUGAGGCCUUAAGACUGCUAUACUAAUGCUCUUUUCCCACUGUGAAUAUCAUAGGCCAUUUUUUUAAAGAACGAAACCUUUAAAAUAGAUUUUUUUUUCUGUCUUUAACGCUCAUGUUCACUUGUUCUUAUUAAAUUAUUCUAGAUCCAGUUAGGGUAACUGAUUUCAAUAUGCAAUGGUAACAGGGGGGAGGGGGGUAAGGGUUAAUAUUUAUAAGGUAGUUGACACUGUAAAACCUAUGUAUUUUAUAUAUAACUGUUAAAUCUAAGGUCAUGUCAAAUUAUGCUUUUAAAAAUCAUGCCUGUGUCCACUUUUUUUAAAAGAAGAUUGCUGCAUCUUUAAGAUAAAUCUACAGUAUUUAUGUUGAAAUAUUUAAAAUUUACAGGCUCGUUCUGGAUUAUUUGCUUCUGUUGGUUCACAGGUUAAAACUUUUGAAACAUGAACAAUGAGCUUUUUGCAGACUGUUAAAGAACAGCGUAUAGUUAACGGGACAAGUUUCAGAAGGAAUGAUAUUCGUUUUUGUUCCAUAACCGCAAUUUGCCGACACGGAGGUUUUGGAGCAUUUUCAGUACCAUGUUAUUUAUGUACAAUGAAGCCAUACAAAUAAAAAUAAAUUGUAAAUAUUGGAAAAUACA